Molecule: messenger RNA, 2925 nt
Organism: Candoia aspera
Lineage: Eukaryota; Metazoa; Chordata; Lepidosauria; Squamata; Candoiidae
Product: vomeronasal type-2 receptor 26-like
Exons: 8
Coding region: 1-2925 (974 amino acids)
Biological process (GO): G protein-coupled receptor signaling pathway
Cellular component (GO): plasma membrane
Molecular function (GO): G protein-coupled receptor activity
Source: RefSeq, a predicted model, not a curated record
AUGAUCUGCAUUGGGGAGGAGAAACUAGAGAAUCCCUCAGGGACCAUGUCUGAAAUGGGCAUGACUGCCCACAGCUACAGCAUCUACAGUAGUGUCCAUCCUAUUGCACAGGAGACAGAAACAGGCAUGGAAGAUAUUCUCCUGAACCACUGGGAAAUUACUGCAUGGGAAUCAACCCAGAAUGAUUGUCUGCCCUGUAAUUAUGGAUUGCGAGUUAGCCUGCAGCUUCUUUGGGUCUGGGGAGAGUUCCGGUGGCUGUUAUUGAUGUCACAGAUCAAAGUAAAGGAGGCUCAGAUAUCCCCUGGGCACUUCAGAGUUAGGGACGCUACAGAGAGAGACUGUAUUAAGAAGCUGAGUGUCUGCAGGGUUCCAGUGCUAAAAUGCCCCGGGACCCAGCCUAUUCGUUUUCUUCAUAAAUAUUAUCAGCCAGGAGACCGGAUCAUUGGCGGCAUUCUCUCCCAGACCUUCCCUCUUUUUAAUAUAAUGGAAUUCAGAAGACACCCAUUCCAGGACAUACUUUCGGAUCACAUAUUACCAACUCAGAACUACCAACACAUCUUAGCUUUGGUUUUUGCUGUGAAAGAGAUUAAUGAAAGUCCCUUCAUUUUACCGAACAUCACCCUAGGCUUCAACAUAUACAAUGAUUAUUUUAGUCCAAGAUAUACCUACGUAGCUACAAUGGAACUCCUCUCCACUCCAAAUAGAUUCAUUCCUAACUAUAAAUGUAGCCUCCAGAAUAAUCUGAUAGCAGUUCUUGCGGGACCAAGUUCCAUGGUUUUUGUUGAUAUGGCCACCAUCCUGAAUCACUACAAGUUUGUGCAGGUUGUGUAUAGCUCUACUCUAGAGACCAAGACCCAGACACAAUCUCGUUUCUUUUACUGGAUGCUCCCAAACGCAAUCUGUCAGUAUAAAGGACUUCUCCAGCUUUUUUUGCAUUUUGGCUGGACCUGGAUUGGGCUGUUCUACCUUAAUACUGGCAACAUAGCAGAGACUUUGUGGAGGAAUGUUCUUCCCAUGUUUUCCAAAAAAGGUGUCUGUUUUGAAUUUAUGGAAAAAAUGCCAGGUGGAUUUUUCAAUGGCAAUGAAAAAACUGCACGAGAGGCACAUGGAAUUUUAAAUGUAGUCUUCAACAGUACAACUAAUAUAGUGCUUAUUCAUGGUGAAUUUCACAGUAUGUUAAAUUUAAGGUUUUUACUCAACCUGCUGGAGUUUGGUGAUGUGGUAUAUGACACAAAAGUCUGGGUUAUGACAGCAGAUGCAGAUUUCUCAUCCGUUCUCUUUCAAAGGAGUUGGAAUGUUAAUUUCAUUCAUGGAACUCUGUCCCUUUCAGUUCAAUCAAAGGAAGUAUCAGGAUUCCAAAAUUUUGUUCGGGUGAGAAACCCAGCUUUGGCUAAAGGAGACAGUUUUUUAACAGAAUUCUGGCAACAGACAUUUAAUUGUUUGCUCCCAAUGUCUUCUGUAGACGAAGAGGAUGAGAAUAUCUGCACUGGGGAGGAGAAACUUGAGACUCUCCCUAAGACUGUGUUUGAAAUGAGCAUGACUGCCCACAGCUACAGUGUCUACAAUGCCGUCUAUGCAAUUGCACAUGCUUUGCAUCUUCUGUACUCUUUCCAAGGCCAGCAAAGGUCAGUGAGGAGACAGAAAUUCCUUACUCAAGAGUCAUGGAAGCUCCACCACUUUCUGCGAAGCAUGUCAUUUAAUAGCAGUACUGGAGAGAAGAUUUCCUUUGAUGAAAAUGGGGAAUUAGUUGCAGGAUUUGAUAUUAUAAACUGGAUCACAUUUCCAAACCAGACAUUUCUUAGGGUCAAAGUUGGAAGGAUAGAUCCAGGAGCAGUUUCUGACAAAUGGUUGACUGUUUCUGAAGAGAAGAUCAUUUGGCCCAACCAGUUUAAUCAGGAAUGGCCUCUUUCACUCUGUAAUGAAAAGUGCCAUUCAGGUUACAGAAAGACCAAAAUUGAAGGACAAUCAUCUUGUUGUUAUGAUUGCACUCCAUGUUCAAAAGGGAAGAUCUCAGACCAGACAGAUAUGGAUGAUUGCUUCCAAUGCCCAGAAGAUCAUUAUCCAAAUAACAACCAGGAUUUAUGCAUGCCAAAGCAUAUAAGUUACCUAUCCUACAAAGAACUGUUGGGGACUGGAUUAGCUACCAUGGCUUUUGUCCUUUCUUUCAUCACAAUAUUGGUGCUUGGAAUCUUCCUGAAGUACCACAACACUCCCAUCGUCAAGGCAAAUAACCUCAGUAUCUCCUAUGUCCUCCUUGUCUCCCUCCUCCUCUCCUUCCUUUGUUCUCUACUUUUCAUCGGUCAACCCACGAAGGUGACCUGUCUCCUUCGACAAACUGCUUUCGGUAUCAUUUUUUCAAUGGCAGUUUCCUGUAUGUUAGCCAAAACCAUCACUGUCAUUCUAGCUUUCAUGGCCACCAAGCCAGGAUCAAGGAUGAGGACAUGGCUUGGGAAACAACUGUCCUUUUUUAUUGUUCUUUUCUGUACUUUCCUUCAAAGUGUUCUUCGUGCUGUGUGGCUUGGAACUUCUCCCCCCUUCCCAGAUUUUGAUAUGCACUCCAUAACCACUGAAAUAAUUGUUGAAUGUAAUGAAGGAUCAGCUUCAAUGUUUUAUUCUAUUUUAGGUUUUAUGAGCUCCCUGGCCCUUGUUAGUUUUAUUGUAGCUUUCGUAGCUAGGAAGCUACCAGACACUUUCCAGGAAACUAAAUCGAUCACAUUCAGCAUGCUGUUGUUUUGCAGUGUCUGGUUGUCUUUUCUCCCUGCCUACAUGAGUACCAAAGGCAAAUACAUGGUGGCUGUGGAGAUCUUCUCCAUAUUGGCCUCCAGUGCUGGGCUCCUGUCUUGUGUCUUUUUCCCCAAAUGCUACAUCAUCAUGAUGAGGCCUGAUCUCAACAGAAGGCAGCAUUUAAUGAAAAGAGUGAAUUAA